Molecule: messenger RNA, 1307 nt
Organism: Arachis stenosperma
Lineage: Eukaryota; Viridiplantae; Streptophyta; Magnoliopsida; Fabales; Fabaceae
Product: probable WRKY transcription factor 11
Exons: 3
Coding region: 77-1048 (323 amino acids)
Biological process (GO): regulation of DNA-templated transcription
Molecular function (GO): DNA-binding transcription factor activity; sequence-specific DNA binding
Source: RefSeq, a predicted model, not a curated record
CUUUUUCUUCCUUACCCUCAAGCACAAAAAAUCAAAUCAAAAACCAAACCCCCCUUUCUUCUCUCCGUCGUCUUUGAUGGCAGUGGAUCUGGUAGGAGUUCCACGGAUGAGGAUGGAACAACAAGAACAAGUUGCAAUUCAAGAAGCUGCUUCGGCUGGCUUGAAGAGCAUGGAGCAUCUCAUUCGCCUCCUCUCUUCUCAAUCUCAAUCUCAUUCUCCUUCUACUUCCUCUUACCCUCUCCCCAACAAUAAUAACAACCUCAACUGCUCCCAACUAACCGACUUCACAGUGUCCAAGUUCAAGCAAGUCAUCAACCUCCUUAACCGCACUGGCCACGCCCGCUUCCGCCGCGCACCACCACAACAACAGCCCACCCCUCCCCCUCAGGCCCAGCCUGGAACCACCACCGCCUUCACACUAGAUUUCCACAAGCCCACCAUUCUGAACUCCAAGCCCGCCGUCAACAAGGAUGUCGACCAAGAAAUGGAACUUAGUAUUUCCCCUCCUGUUUCCACCACUACCUCCUCCACCUUCAUGUCCUCCAUCACCGGCGAUGCUAGCGUCUCCGACGGCAAGAUUGGCCCCUUCCUUACCCUUCCAGCUCCUCCUCCCCCUCCCGUUGCCUCCGGAAAACCUCCUCUCUCUUCUUCUCACCGGAAAAGGUGCCAUGACGCAACCCUCUCCGGAAAAGCCUCCUCCUCCGCUCAUUGCCAUUGCUCCAAGAGAAGGAAAUCACGUGUGAAACGAACGAUCCGUGUGCCGGCUAUAAGUUCGAAGAUCGCCGAUAUACCGCCUGACGAAUUCUCGUGGAGAAAGUACGGUCAGAAACCGAUCAAGGGCUCACCUUACCCUCGUGGUUACUAUAAGUGCAGCACCGUGAGAGGAUGUCCGGCCAGGAAGCAUGUGGAGAGAGCACAAGACGAUCCGAAGAUGCUAAUAGUGACGUACGAAGGGGAACACCGUCACAAUCCGCAGCCACACUCGCCGGAAACUGCCGGCACUCUCGCCGUCACCUCUGCUGGUGGUUUUAGCCUCCGGUCGUGUUGAAUCAAGCAUCGGCGCCGUUUGGAAAACUACUUACGCCGGGCUGCAUCCAACAUUGAAACUGUCCGUGACGUGACGGUAACGGCGGCAUCAACGUGUUUGACGGUAUAGUCAAAAGCUAAUGUUGAAGUCAACGUUUGCAUUAUAGUAGCUUUUGACGGAUUCGUCUAAACAAUUGGCGAAGACUUUUGCUGUAAAAAAUUCUGAUAGACAGAAGAUUGUAGGACCUCUAAAAUUAAAUAUAGUUUUGUUUGUUCUUUUA